Lytechinus variegatus (green sea urchin) is the source of this 3446-nucleotide messenger RNA. Its product is annotated as CTP synthase 1-like. The record is from RefSeq and is a predicted model, not a curated record. Lineage: Eukaryota; Metazoa; Echinodermata; Echinoidea; Temnopleuroida; Toxopneustidae. The transcript has 14 exons. Gene Ontology annotation, cellular component: cytoophidium; cytoplasm. Bases 120 to 1904 code for a protein of 594 amino acids. Gene Ontology annotation, biological process: CTP biosynthetic process; pyrimidine nucleobase biosynthetic process. Gene Ontology annotation, molecular function: identical protein binding; CTP synthase activity.
AGUUCAGUAACAACUCACAGAGCAAACUUCAUCAGGAGAUCUGUCUCUUCCGCUGUAUUGAUACUGACUAGAGUGAAGCGGAUAUCUCAUUGAAGUGGGAGGAGAACUACAACCACACCAUGAAGUAUAUCUUGGUAUCUGGUGGCGUGAUUAGCGGCAUAGGGAAAGGAGUAAUCGCAAGUAGCAUCGGGAUGCUCUUAAAAGCCUGUGGUCUCAGGGUCACUUCGAUCAAGAUAGAUCCAUACCUGAACAUCGAUGCGGGAACGUUUUCGCCGUACGAACAUGGUGAAGUAUUUGUAUUGGACGAUGGCGGCGAGGUCGAUCUGGAUUUGGGAAACUACGAGCGAUUCCUGGAUGUCAAGCUACACCGAGAUAACAACAUCACAACUGGCAAGAUCUACCAGCAUGUCAUCUCAAAGGAGAGAAAGGGAGACUAUCUGGGAAAGACUGUACAAGUUGUGCCUCAUAUCACCAAUGCCAUCCAAGAAUGGGUAGAGAGGGUUGCUAAGAUACCGGUAGAUGGUGAUGAUCAGGAACCUGAAGUCUGCAUCAUUGAGCUUGGGGGUACGAUUGGAGACAUUGAGGGUAUGCCCUUCGUGGAGGCCUUCAGGCAGUUCCAGUUCAGGGUGAAGCAGGACUUCCUAUCUAUCCAUGUGAGUCUGAUACCUCAGCCCAAGUCAACGGGAGAACAGAAGACCAAACCCACACAGGCCAGCAUCAGAGAGCUGAGGAGUCUUGGUCUGUCACCAGAUCUGAUUGUUUGCAGAAGUCACAACCCAGUGGAUGAUGGUAUCAAGGAGAAGAUCUCCAUGUUCUGCCAUGUUCCUCCUGAACAGGUGAUCUGUGUUCAUGACUGCUCAUCUGUGUACCGAGUACCUCUUCUGCUAGAAGAACAGAAUCUCAUCUCGUUCUUCAAGAACAGACUCACCCUCCAGUUCAGACAGAGACCGAGAGCAGUCCUUUCAAAAUGGAGGGAACUUGCUCACAGGUACGAGGCACCAUCAAAGCAAGUCACCAUCGCUCUUGUUGGGAAGUACACAAAGUUAGAAGAUGCCUACAUCUCAGUAACUAAGGCCCUCAACCAUGCUGCCCUUGCUUGCAAACACAAACUCAAUCUCAAGUAUAUUGAAGCUGAUGAUUUAGAAGCAGAAAUCAAGACCUCAGAUCCUGUCAAAUACCACGAGGCAUGGCAGAAACUAUGCAGUGCUGAUGGUAUAUUAGUACCUGGUGGUUUUGGUAAUCGUGGUAUCGAAGGCAAAGUAGCAGCAGCACACUGGGCAAGAGUUAACAAGAAACCAUACCUUGGUGUAUGUUUGGGUCUUCAAGUAGCUACUAUUGAGUUUGCUAGGAACGUACUUGGUUGGGAAGACGCACAUUCAGAAGAGUUUGAUCCAAAAUCAAAACACACUGUGGUGAUUGAGAUGCCUGAACACAACACAGGUCAGAUGGGAGGUACAAUGAGAUUGGGAUUGAGAAAAACACUCUUCAAGACUGACAAUUGUGUUAUGAAAACCCUGUACAACAAUGCUGAGUACAUCGAGGAGAGGCACAGACACAGAUAUGAGGUUAACCCCAAUGAUGUGGGAGAGUUUGAGAAGAAUGGAAUGAAGUUUGUUGGACAGAGUGAAGAUGGACAGAGGAUGGAAAUUAUGGAGCUAGUUGAUCACCCGUACUUUGUCGCCGUACAGUAUCACCCGGAGUACAUCUCUCGUCCCAUGAAGCCCUCACCGCCAUACCUUGGUCUGAUCCUCCAAUCAAUCAAUCGUCUCAACCAGUACAUCGCCAGGGGAUGCCGUCUGUCUCCCAGGAAUUCAUUCAGCGAUAACGAGUCUUCCGACACCGAGGAGGAGAUGGCCCACCUGAGCGCCAACGCCAAGAGGAUGCAUUAUGAGGUGACUCCAUAGCAACUAAAAUGGCUGCCAUGUUCACCGAGUUAGUCCACUGUAUUAUGAUCUGUACUAAAUGAAUUAUCUCGUAUUUUGUAUUUCCGAUUGAUUUGUCCUCCAAAGAUGUUUUCUUAAUGAAAGCAUCCUAGAUGUUUUGUAAUUUAUCCUGUUUUUGCUCUAUGGGUAACCACCACCGAAACCAAGAUGUCUGCCUGUACUAUUUAGUAUAUCUAUGUUUAAAUCAGUUAAGUUAUCUUUUGUUGCAUAGAAUGUUAUUGUUGCUCUGUUGCAUUGGCUAAUAAAAUGAUCAUCUUUCACAGUGUACGUCAUUUUGUUCUUCUCAUGCACAAGGAGACUGAUCCAUAGCAACCAGGGGGCGUUUCAUCAAACAUACACCCAGAAAGCUUGUUCAGAUCUAAAGUAGUAGCAUUGUAAUCUUAGUUUCCAUAUGUCUUAAACAUAAAAAUGAUAUGGCCUUGAAACUUCAUUGAAUUAACAUUCGGUUUGUGUUGAUAAGAUAUAUUGCCUCUUCGGCAAUUGUUUUUUUAUGUGGAGUGUUUUUUUAUUUCAGACAAUAAAAAUGACUUAUAUCGUCAUAACUUUAAAUAUCAGUUUGUGUAAACCAUAAUCUCAUAUUUUAUCCUUGAUCAAGCCAUUCAGGAGUACGGUACAUGUAAAGGUAAUAAAAGUGUCAACUUGACCAUUUUCUUGACUCUUCAUUUUUUCAUUCUCAAUGUGGCACUGUGUAUUAGUCAUAAAUAAAAUUGGUGAAUUUUUGAACUUUGAACUUUAUUUGCAAAUUUCUGUCAACCUCUUUCGGGGUAUGAGAAAUACAGAUAUUUAACAUGUAUAAUACAUUGUAUGAGAACAAAAAGAUGGCAUAAGAAAAAACAUUGAAUUAUAACACACCAUUUACACUAUGGCAGUUAACAUGCAUGGUAAAGAUUGACAAUUCACAGGGCAUGAUAUUUCCCCCUCAUCAUUGGUGAUGACCAAAUACCUAAUUGUGCUGUAUCUGGUAGCCCUGUACGUAAAUACAUCAUCAUUUUCAUUUAAUUGGUAAUAGAAUCCCCCCUCAUUAAUUAUGAGCUGUAUCGAGUUCCUCUAUAUUCCAUUUGCCCCCCACCCCCCGUCAUGUGGAUGAUUACAAAGUUUGUGAAUAUGUCAUCCAGGAAUGCAAAAGGCAUUUUCUUGUGUGUGAAUUGGAUGGAUAAUGAUGAAUAAUGAUUAUUUAUGCAAUGUUGAUUAUGCUAGUUUAGAUUCUGAUAUUAACACUUAUGCCCUUAUGCUUCGGUGUUUGAAAUACAUAUUUAUAACAUCCAACUCCCUGAUCAGUACAAUAUAAUGUAUUCAGUUUUCAUACUAGCUGUGAUUUCUAUUUACUGGUUUAUACUACUUUAACUAGAAGGUUGACUAGAAGGGAUUAGUGGGAAUAUUUAUUACUCAAUAUCCUUUUCAUAAAAGAAGAUCUUUUUUUGUUUGUUUUCAUCAUUUCAUUUUGCACAAAUAUACUAUACACUUGGUUGGGAAAGAAAUAUAUGUGCUGUAUACUUUGCUGAA